GGAGGUCGCGGGGUUGAGGGAGCUGGGAGACGGGGACGGCCUCGCCUCUAUGGUCGCGGGCGCGGGGCGUCUUCCUUUACGGUUCCCGCUGCGUGACUUCCGGGAGCGCAGCGCCCGCCUGCUCUGCUUCCGCGGGGUCCAGGCUGGGGUCCACGGCGGGGCAGGCCCCGGACGGUCGCACUGGUUUAAUGAUGCUUUGCAGCAAUUUUCUCAGUCUGAAAAUCUCCGGGUUUGUGGGUCCCAGAUUUUGCUGAGAUGGAGGAGGAUGCCCUGAGCCCUGUGGUCCGUGAGGAGGAGCGCCAGCCCAGAAACACCAGCCCCCAGAUCUCCAUCAGCGAGUUUUCUUGUCACUGCUGCUAUGACAUCCUGGUCAACCCCACCACCCUGAACUGUGGGCACAGUUUCUGCCGGCACUGCCUCGCCUUAUGGUGGGUCUCGUCCAAGAAAACCGAGUGUCCGGAGUGCAGAGAGAAGUGGGAAGGCUUCCCCAAGGUCAACAUUCUUCUCAGGGAUGCCGUGGAGAAGUUAUUCCCUGAUGCCAUUCGAAUGCGACUGGAAGACAUCCAGCAGAACCAGGACAUGGUCCAGUGUCUGGCGGCCUUUCAGAAAUACGGGAACGAUCAGCUCUCCCUGGCCCCCAGCGUCGGUCGCGGCCAUCAGCAGAGAGGAGGGGGCUUCUUUUCCGGAGUGCUCACAGCACUCACGGGAGUGGCAGUGGUCCUGCUCGUGUAUCACUGGAGCAGAAGAGAGUCCGAGCAUGACCUCCUGGUGCACAAGGCCGUGACCAAAUGGACAGCGGAGGACGUUGUCCUCUGGCUAGAGCAGCUGGGCCCAUGGACCGCCCUCUACAGAGACCGGUUCUUGUCCCAGAGAGUCAAUGGAAGAUUGCUUCUCACGUUGACAGAGGAGGAGUUUUCUAGGGCCCCAUACACUGUGGAGAACAGCCACCGGAGAGCCAUCCUCAUGGAGCUGGAGCGCGUGAAGGCGCUGGGCGUGAAGCCCCCACAGAACCUCUGGGAGUAUAAGGCGGUGAACCCAGGCAGGUCCCUGUUCCUGCUCUACGCCCUGAAGAGCUCCCCCAGGCUGGGCCUGCUGUACCUCUACCUGUUCGACUACACGGACACCUUCCUGCCCUUCAUCCACACCAUCUGCCCUCUGCAGGAAGACAGCUCUGGCAAGGACCUCGUCACCAAGCUGCUGGACCUGAGGGAGCCCACGUGGCGGCAGUGGCGGGAAUUCCUCGUCAAGUACUCCUUCCUCCCAUACCAGCUCAUCGCCGAGUUCGCCUGGGACUGGCUGGAGGUCCACUACUGGACAUCCCGGUUCCUCAUCGUCAACGCCAUGCUGCUCUCUGUUCUUGAAUUAUUCUCCUUCUGGAGGAUCUGGUCAAGGAGUGAGCUGAAGACUGUGCCCCAGCGGAUGUGGAGCCAUUUCUGGAAAGUGUCAACACAGGGCCUUUUCGUGGCCAUGUUCUGGCCCCUCAUUCCUCAGUUUGUUUGCAACUGCUUAUUUUACUGGGCCCUGUACUUCAACCCGAUCAUUAACAUUGAUCUCGUGGUCAAGGAGGUCCGACGACUCGAGACCCAGGUGUUGUGACAGGCCCCGGCCUUAUCCCGAGGUCUAAGAUGGGAGAGGACGGUGGGCGCCCUGAGUGGCGAGGGAGAAGCUGCCUCAGCCCACGGGGGCUUCGGGGCUGCACCCAAGAGCCAGGCCCAGCCACCUGCAGCCUCUCCACUACACCGCCUUCGCCCUCCGUGCCUGGGCCAUGAGCACGAGGAGCCUUUGGGGACACAGCAGGGCCAACAGCUGAAGGUGGCAAUCACGUUGGCCGCCCUCCUGUCACCUCAAUGAUCUACACAAGCCCCUGAGCAAACCCCAGCUGAGAUGGAGCCCGGGACCAGGCCUGCCCCCAGCCAAGGUCAAGUCUUUGUCGGAGGCGCAUCCAGAAAGCACUUGGGAAGUCCAAAAUUCUCACAGGGGCGCAGCCAGGAGGGUUCCUCCUGGCCAGGCCAGGAGCAUCAUGAGGGCCCCCCUGAAUGCUGCUGAACCUCCUCGUCACCGUUUGCUACAUUGGGGACGCCGUCUCGGGCAGGGGGUUGCCAGGAGGCAGCCAGGUGGAUCAUGAUGUACAUCGAACCCAUCUGCCUCAGCGCUGCUUUGGUGUGUUUUCUGGGCAUGGUGUGGGGUGUGGUAAGUGUUUUGUUUUUAAUCCAUAAACUAAAUUACAGGGGAGUCCUUCUGUCAGAGGAAACGUGUUGUACAUUGACGUCAUGCUGUAUCAUCCUUAACAGUCCUGUGGCGAAGUCACACAGCAGCAUCUGAGGACACCCAGACCUGCGUUUGUCCAUGGGAAGGAGUCGGACUCUGGAUUUCCCGUGUGGAAAGAGCAGGCGGGGAAACUGAGCUCCCUG
Messenger RNA from Sorex fumeus (smoky shrew), 2411 nucleotides. It is a transcript of the gene BFAR, whose product is annotated as bifunctional apoptosis regulator. Gene Ontology annotation, molecular function: ubiquitin protein ligase activity; protein binding. Gene Ontology annotation, biological process: proteasome-mediated ubiquitin-dependent protein catabolic process. NCBI's taxonomy places the organism in Eukaryota, Metazoa, Chordata, Mammalia, Eulipotyphla, Soricidae. The transcript has 8 exons. The coding region runs from base 256 to 1596 and encodes 446 amino acids. The record is from RefSeq and is a predicted model, not a curated record. Gene Ontology annotation, cellular component: nucleus.